AACCGGACAUAAUGUCGAGCCGCCGUGCUCAUUCAUUGCCACCGCACAUGCUUGAGCCUGUCAAGCCGGAACGUGGACGAUGUGUCACCGCCAUCUGCUUUUCGUGGAAAGUCAUCACUUGUAUUGUGUCGCACGUGACAUUGAUUCUGAUGGUGGUGUGCUAUUGUGUCGGCGGUGCCUAUUUGUUUCAGCAUUUGGAAGGAGAACACGAAGCUGAGGUCAAAACGGGCAUUCACAAAAUGCGCAACAAUUUAACGGAGAUCAUUUGGACCCAUUCGGAGAAUCAAACCUUCCUGCAGGAAACCGAAUGGAAGACCUCCAUUGAAAGCAAGCUGAUGAUAUUCGAAAAGCAAAUAUUGACAGCCAUGAAGAGUGAUGGCUGGGAUGGCGAUGACAAUAUCAAUACGACACAAUGGACAUUCGCUGGAUCAUUGUUUUAUUCGAUAAUUGUUAUUACAACAAUAGGUUAUGGCCACAUUUCACCACGAACCGAUUGGGGUAAAGUGACCACAAUAUUUUACGCCAUUGUCGGUAUACCAUUGAUGCUGCUUUGUCUCUCGAAUAUUGGUGAUGUCAUGGCCUCAUCGUUUCGCUUCAUUUAUUGGCGUGUUUGUUGUUACAUUUGCACCCGUAAUUCGAAGAAAAAUCGUCGGGCACGUCAGCGGUCGAUACGUGCACCACGCUAUACAUCCCGAUCUCAACCACCACCAUCAUUUCGCAGAUCAAUGCGAAUGUCACAGCGACCGCCACAGAGUGGUUUGCAGCAUGCCUAUUCAGAUCCUGAACUAAGGACAGUGGGUCGUAAUGGAUAUGAACGUGAUUUCGAUUAUGAUCGAUAUCCAGAUCGUCGCACUGGCGGAGGUAGUGAUCGUCGUCGUGAUCCACAUAGGAUGACUGCACCACCUCAACGACAUCCCUAUGAUGAUGAACAAAUGUUCAAUGAAAGCCCGCCAUACACUCAGACCCUUAAUCGACCAGGGCGUUUUAGUAGCCGUCAAAGUCGUCGUGAUCGCAUGCGGGAUCGGCACACUGUCGAGCGGGAAAGACAUUUGAGUCGAUCAAAACAACAUUUUGAUUCGGUGGAAGAUUUUGAAGAUCUACCACCUGCAACAAAACGGGCAAUGAGUGUUCGUUCCAUGAGAUCACCACAAUUGCGACGUGAUGAAAUCUCCCGAGAAUCAAGGGAAUCAAAAGAACUUAAUCGCCUGAACUCCCACCAGGCAAUGGUGCGCGGCAAAUCAAUGCCGCACUCAAGUGCCAGGGCCAGAGCGAAGUCCGUCGAUCCUCGUCUAUCGGCAGCCCACUACGAAGAUGUCGAUGAGGAAGUGGUACGUAAAACACCCAUCAUUUCCAAUCGUUAUGCCAUCACAGAAAUGGAACAUCGUGAAUCGCGUAAUAAAAAUUACAUGCGCAGUCAAUCAAUGCCGCGUUCAGCCUUCCAUAAGAAUAAUUUAAAUCCGCACCCACAAUCACCAACACAUCGUUCGUCGUCUAGACAUUUUAAUGACGACACGGCAAAUCACAUAAAUGCUGGCGCUUCGAAUCGCCGCUCUAUGCCAAAUCCAACAGGACGUCGUGGUAGCUUGGGUCGACAAACGUCACUUGGUCCCCUGCCAAGUAAUGGCAACUCGAGGUAUGGCAAUCAUUUGGAAUUGCCAGAGUACACGUCACCGCAUCGAACAAAACGUGGUGUAUCACCGCGUCGACAUGAAAUCUACGAUGAAGAAUAUGAAGAUCAAUAUCUUGAAGAUCCGGAUGAAUAUAUGCGUCUACAGCAUAUGGAGAGAAGAGAUCGUGGUGAUAGAAAUUAUGAUGAUAUCGAAUAUCACCGAUCAUCGAUGCGAAAAGAAAGACGGCAGCGUAAAGAAAAACAAGAACGUUUACCACCCUCACCGCGUAUUAUGUCACCCAUGGGAUUUGCUGUCAAAAGACAAGUUCGAAGGCGACCCAGUUAUGAUUACGAUGACGAUUCCAUGUACGGCGAUGACUUGAGUGAUUAUUAUGGUGAUAUACCACCCAAAGACCGUCCCGUGCCAAUAUGGUUGUGUGUUUUUCUAGUCAUUAGUUAUAUAUUGGGCGGGGCAGCCUUGUUUGCAUUCUGGGAGAAAUGGUCAUUUUUGGAUUCGGCCUAUUUUUGUUUUAUAACACUGACAACAAUUGGGUUUGGCGAUUUUGUUCCAGCCAAAGGUGUUAAAGAUGAAUCCGAACAAUCCAUUGCCUAUUGUUCGUUGUAUUUACUAUUCGGCAUAGCUUUGUUGGCCAUGAGUUUUAAUUUGGUCCAGGAAGAAUUCAUUGCCAAUGUUAAAGAGGUGGCGCGACGAUUGGGUAUUUUAAAAGAUGAGGACGAUGAGGAUGAUUAA
Messenger RNA from Musca vetustissima, 2360 nucleotides. RefSeq lists its product as uncharacterized. Gene Ontology annotation, cellular component: membrane. Lineage: Eukaryota; Metazoa; Arthropoda; Insecta; Diptera; Muscidae. Gene Ontology annotation, biological process: potassium ion transmembrane transport; stabilization of membrane potential. The transcript is spliced from 6 exons. Gene Ontology annotation, molecular function: potassium ion leak channel activity. The record is from RefSeq and is a predicted model, not a curated record. The coding region runs from base 12 to 2360 and encodes 782 amino acids.